AAAUCUUCAGCGCAAUAAUUUUUGUGAUCAAUAUUGCCUUGAAAUUCAACCACAAUGUUUAAAACAGCACUUUACCUUUUUGCUUUAGCACUAAUUGUUAAAGCCGAUGAACAUUUCAUUGACGAUUGUCUUAAUUCUGGUAAAAAUCCUAUUGUUCUCUAUAAUCAAGAAGUAAGUAAAGAUGGCCACAUUUUCCAAAUUCAAGAGCAAAACAUUAGGAUUCCAUUGACUGGUUUUUCUGAGAGCCCAAUCACAUGUAUUACUGUUGUCAACUUACUAAGUGACCUUGACGGUGGUUACCCUUACAUAAAAGCAGGUGGAGUCAAUUAUACAUACGUCGAUCUCUAUUUGAAAUCCCAAAAACGCAAAGGAUUUGAUUUUAGAAUUACUGUCUACUAUGAUAAAUCCCAAAAUAGUAAUGUUAGCUAUGUAUAAAAUAAAUAUUUUUUAAACUAAUUUGUUUUCUUGUCCAAUAAAUACAA
Ceutorhynchus assimilis (cabbage seed weevil) is the source of this 482-nucleotide messenger RNA. NCBI's taxonomy places the organism in Eukaryota, Metazoa, Arthropoda, Insecta, Coleoptera, Curculionidae. The record is from the annotation of a GenBank genome assembly.